AUGGUUUUGAUUUUUUUAGUAUUAUCAAUUUUAAUAACAGAAUCAUUAAAAAUAAAAAAUGUAGAGAAUCUUUCAAAUAAAUUAAAAGAUAUUUCAUUUCUUUAUAACUCACAAAAUAUCACGGACAAAUUCACAGUGUUAUCACAAUUAAUACCAAAAGUAUCAGAUUCUUUUGAUUCUUUAGAUGGAUUCUAUUCUCACACGAAUACUAUUAAAGACCAAAUUAUUUCAGAGAUUAAAACAUUAGAUGCAUUAAUUGAAGAAUCUAUUGAUAAAUCCGAGAUCAAAAGAAAAAAAAUUUUGAAAAAUUUAAAAAAACCUAUUUUAACAAUAAAAGAUUCUUUGGUUGGAUAUCAGCUUCAAAACAUCGAGUAUAUGAAAGAAAGGUUUCAUAAAGGUGUUGAAAAAGCUUUAAAGGAAAUACCAAAAAGGGAAAAUCUUAUUGACAAACUCUAUAACGAAAUUACUCAAGGUAUUAAUUUCUUAUUAUGUAGCAUUGGUAUAAAAUUAUUUUUCUCAGCUAUUUUUAUCGUGGUGGCUUACCAGUUAGCAAAUGCAAUUAAAGAUAAUGAUCGCCCAAAUAUAAAAUUCUUUUAUCUUAUUGUUUGUGUAAUGUAUUUUACUAUUUCAAUUCAACUCAACGACAGACCAACUAUUUUAUUCCUAUUUUUAUCUGGGAUGUUACCACUCAUCUAUUUUAUAUUUAAAAACAACAAAAUAAUAUUAGGUAUACUUGUUGUUAUCACCGCUCUCCUUUUAAAUUUUUAUAAAUUAGAUCUCUUCGAAAAAUGGUAUGAUAGUUUAACUUACAAAGAAGAUUUACCCAAAGCCACUGUUUGUCCAAUAGUGUCAUUCCAACUAUUGAAGUUUCAUAAUGAUAAAUUUUAUGUUCCAGAAUUCACUGCCAACGUGUUGAAAGAUUUAACAUCACCACUUUAUAUCCAUUCGGAAAUUGGUAGAUAUAUUUACAAAACUACAAGAUCAAGUUUAUAUACAAUAAUGUUGCUAAAAGAAGAGAUUAAAAACAGUUGCGAUAUUAACUUUUCUCCAACGAAUCCUUUAACACCAAAUAAACUUGGAGAUGGCUAUAGAUUGACACAUGGAAUUUGGGCCUAUCAGGUUAAAAUAUCAGAUAUUAAUUUAGAAAACCUAUCGUCAGAUUUAAAAAUUUCUUUAGAACGACUAAAUCCCAAUGGUACAAUAAUAUUUCUGGAUAGUGAAAACUAUGAUGCAAAAGCGAACGGACAAGAUAUAAUAAUUAUCGAAAAUAUUUUAAUAUCAAUUGUAUCCUCGUUUUCAUAUUCAGAGUAUUUCCGAUAUCCUCAAGAUUUAAACACUUUUUUUGGUCUUAAACCAUCUUUAAUAGAAAAAUUAUUUGGACGUGUAUAUAAUUUUAAAGAAUUUAAAUCCUCUUCAUUUUUUUUAUCAUUUCAUUCCGAAAAUUUACUAAGGUUUUAUUCCAAAGUUAAAGAUGAAAUAGAUUUCGAACCAUUUGAAAUAUUCUAUUCCAAUUUAAAUGAAGAUAAAACUGGAGAAUACGACGAAAUUGAUAAAACAAUCAAAAUUUUUUGUGGUAAAAACAUCAACUCUUCAGUAAUAUUACCUGCAACCUCAGAAGAAUUCAAACUAUUCCAAAAACUUCCCUAUGCUUCCACUAUACCAGAACUUAGUAUAACCUACUCCAACUCAAAUCAUACCUUACCCAAGGUUAUAAAUAACCUAUCAAUUAAAGAACUCAAUGGAUCCGAUAUUCUAAACAUCAUAAAUAAUACUUUGAAACGUUAUCUAAAAUAA
Messenger RNA from Dictyostelium purpureum, 1794 nucleotides. RefSeq lists its product as uncharacterized. Bases 1 to 1794 code for a protein of 597 amino acids. The record is from RefSeq and is a predicted model, not a curated record. Lineage: Eukaryota; Evosea; Eumycetozoa; Dictyosteliales; Dictyosteliaceae. The transcript is spliced from 3 exons.